GCGGGCCGGCCGAGGCGUCGGCUUCGGCGGAGCGGUCUGAGGAGAACGUGAGGCAACGGGCGGGCCGCCGAGGCGGUCGUGAGGGGGGAAGGUUUGCGCCGGAGGCGCCUUCGCUUCUCUCCCUCAGCGAGUCGUCCGCGCCGGGGCUCCUCAUCCCGCUUCUCUCUCUCUCUCUCUCUCUCCCUUCGCCCGGUCCCAACAUGGACGAAGACGGAGGCGGCGGCGGCGGCGGCGAGAGCAUUCCCAGUGACCUUUCUGUGGAGGAGAGAGAAGAGCUUUUAAAUAUUCGCCGUAGGAAAAAAGAAUUAAUUGAUGAUAUAGAGAGGUUAAAAUUUGAAAUUGCAGAGGUUAUGACAGAAAUUGAUAACUUGACAAGUGUGGAGGAAAGCAAAACUACACAGAGAAAUAAGCAAAUAGCUAUGGGAAGAAAAAAAUUCAACAUGGAUCCCAAGAAGGGAAUCCAGUUUCUCAUAGAAAAUGACCUCUUGCAGAAUACUCCUGAAGACAUUGCACAGUUCCUUUAUAAAGGAGAAGGGCUCAAUAAAACUGUCAUUGGAGAUUAUCUUGGUGAAAGGGAUGACUUCAAUAUUAAAGUACUUCAGGCUUUUGUUGAACUCCAUGAGUUUGCUGAUCUUAAUCUUGUACAGGCCUUAAGGCAAUUCCUGUGGAGUUUCAGGCUUCCAGGAGAGGCUCAAAAAAUAGAUCGCAUGAUGGAAGCUUUUGCUUCACGUUAUUGCCUUUGUAACCCUGGAGUCUUUCAAUCUACAGAUACAUGCUACGUACUCUCUUUUGCAAUCAUUAUGUUAAACACUAGUCUACACAACCACAAUGUAAGAGACAAACCAACUGUGGAAAGGUUUAUAUCGAUGAAUCGAGGUAUUAACGAGGGUGGGGACCUUCCAGAAGAAUUGCUACGGAAUUUAUAUGAAAGCAUUAAAAAUGAACCUUUUAAAAUUCCAGAGGAUGAUGGGAACGAUUUAACCCAUACGUUUUUUAACCCAGACCGAGAAGGAUGGCUGUUAAAAUUAGGUGGAAGAGUUAAAACAUGGAAAAGGAGGUGGUUUAUUCUGACAGAUAACUGCCUGUAUUACUUUGAAUACACAACAGACAAAGAACCCAGAGGAAUUAUACCGUUGGAAAACCUCAGCAUAAGAGAAGUGGAGGAUCCAAGAAAGCCAAAUUGUUUUGAGCUGUACAAUCCCAGCCACAAAGGACAGGUCAUUAAAGCCUGUAAGACAGAAGCUGAUGGCAGAGUAGUAGAAGGCAACCAUGUGGUUUAUAGAAUAUCUGCCCCCACUCCUGAAGAAAAAGAAGAGUGGAUCAAAUCAAUCAAGGCAAGUAUCAGCAAGGAUCCAUUUUAUGAUAUGCUGGCAACCAGAAAGAGAAGAAUUGCUAAUAAAAAAUAGCAAAAUAAAAAGAAAAGAAGGAGGACUGUUGUGGAUCUGCCUAAUUCAAAUUGCUAAGGGAUCGUCAAGCCAAGAUAAAGUUAGAAGUAAUCAAGCCUCUUACUGGAAAUGUGGCCGCCUUCCUGUAGUAUCUAACCUUCCUGUGCCUGUUGAUCACAUGUAUUGCAAGAGAUACUGGAAGAAGCUUCAAGCCCAUGGACUUAACGUGAACUUAAAACUUGAAAGCCUUAUGUGCCGUUUUUGAUGUGCGACAGUGUUGCUGAAUGGGAGAAGGUAUGUCGUAAUCUGCCCUUCUCUUAUUCUUUGGAGCCUUUGCCCUGGAUUGGGACUAGUGACUAAAUCCAGCAUUUACAGUUAGCAGAUCAUCCCCAUUUCCUUUCCUCUUCACAGAAGAAUUCUCCUUUCUUCUUCUUGAAACCAUACACACGCCCUUGGCAAUUCAGAGGCCUUUUGAGUGCUGAUAAUUUUGUAUACAGCUCACAUCAUGUCUCCUGAGCUUUCAUCAUUUAGAAGCUACCAGUCUGGAGGCUGUAUGUUCAGCAGACCUCCUUCUCAUAAACAGCUGGCCGUGUACUGAAAACAUGAAGCUUUCAAGGAUGAAAAGAAUUAUAAACAGGAGCUUCAGCAGUAUCAGUGUAGCUUAUCUGUGAUUCUUAGAUGCCUUGGAAAUGCCUUAGAAAUGCACUGUUUAUCUUUUCCAGAUGCUAGCCAGAAAUGUCUGGUAUAAUUCAUUAUCUUAUAUUUUACUAAAGACAUUCUGCAGACGAAAGUCAUUUUGAUAGAUAACUGAGCAGCCUCAUUAUGAGCAUCUCUUAUGUACAGAGCCACUGGUGUACGAGGACCAUGGAGCACUUUCUUUCUCACAAAUAGCCCCCAUUCCGGUUCAGUAGUUGCCUCUGUUUGCAUAGAAUUUGAUAAGCGUUAUUCUGCAAAUGGUAAUGGGCAGGGGGAAGGGACAUUGCAUUUUCUUAAGACUCCACUUUGCAGUAUCUCAUAAAGAAACAUUUUUUUAAAAAAAUGAAGAUGUGUGAGUAGAACUGUGCAGGAUAGCCAGCUGAGCAUUAUGCAAACUAUUUGGACAGUUUUCGAAGCUUCAUGUUUUGUGAAGCUGUGAAUGAGUUUCUUGUUGCCUGUUGGCUUUGCCACCAAUAGUGGCUUGCAUUAUUGUUUCCGCUUAGCUUCAACCCAGAAAAGUCUGGCAUAACAUGUUGGCUGAUCAGCCAGGAUGAUCGAACUCUUCUCUGCAUUGGUCCUUGUGUAGCUGCUGCACCUCCUUUAUAGCCUCUGUUUUUUCCUUUGUUUAUUCUCUCAGCUGAUGCUUCUGCCUUUCACCUUGCUUUAUGUUGUUGUUGUUUAGUCGUUUAGUCGUGUCCGACUCUUCGUGAUAUGGACCAGAGCAUGCCGGGCCCUUCUGCUUUAUGUAACCUUCCCCUAUUUCUCUCCCUUGUGAUUCUGCUGCCUACUUUCCACAUCUCUGACAAAAAGCCUCAGGAUGCAAAUGGCAGGCAUGAGUGUACAUCUCUUGGUGGGGACGUUUGCCAAGAGUGUUUAUAGGGAGCCGGACGAUUAGCUCCCCAUAUAUACUGAUGGCAGCCCUUCUGUGGCUGAAACGCCACAAGAAUUAAAGUAGGGCCGGCCCAUUGCAUUUUCAUAAUUAGCAGAACGACACAAAUCCCCUUCAGUUGCAGAGCCCAUGAGUAUAAAUCAACGGACCAACGGAAGCCACAUUUAUCUCUUUCCAUAGCUACCGGGUGUAAGAUUUUGUGUGCAAUCUCUCUCCAUGCCCUUGUAGGCUGAAACAACACACACCCUCUCAUUCUAUUUCAACAGCCCUGCCUUUCCCCACUGUCUGCAUUGUCCUGGGAGAGCAGCCUUUUUCAGCCACCAAACUUUCCCUCUUCCUCCACAUGCUGCAAACUGGUCUUGCUCCCAUACCAAGUUUACUACAUCCAUCUCAUUUCCAUUGAUGUUUGUCGCUGAGUGUAUCUGCUUUUAGAAUGAUCAUAUUUAUAAAAAUUAUCAAACAGAUAUUGUAUAAAUUGUACUGUAUCUUUGGGAUGUACAGGUCUCCUCACCCCCCCACCUAUCUUCAAUUCUUUUGAUCUUGUCUUUCUAUAAAGCCUUCCAUAGUGUCUCCUCUUGGUUAUUCUCCUUCUGCUUCAAGAAAAUGGAAUUUAGAGGUAAACUGUAGGCUCUUAUUUCCUUUUCUGAGACACAAACAUUGUUCAUGUGAGACGGGACUACGUAGUAUACCUUGGCCCGUGCCUCAUUUUGGUCAUCUCAAUUGCUCCACAGGAUUUCACCCUAGAAUCUAGCAGUUUCACAAGCAUCCUACAUAUAUUUUACUAGGUCUCGCCCAGCCCUACAUUUUGCACGUAUGAGUUAAGGAAUCACAGUAGACAGACAUAAACAAAGGAAGAAUUAGUCGUGUUUUAAAAUCAUCCGUUUUAAAAUCCUCUCUUAGCACAAAGUGUGUAAACAGUAACAAAGAUGCGCUGUAAGGUUCUUGCUUAAUUGCAGAGUAGCACCCUUCCUAUGUGUACUAUAUAGAAUGUUUGCAGAUAUUUGUAAUAGUAUUAGCAAGAAUCAAAACUGGGGCCAGAACUUUCACUAGCCUUAAGGCCAGUAAAACAAACAAAAGUUUGUUGCAGGAAUGGCUUGUGAAGGCUUCUGGCUACUUCAGGUACUACCUUUAUGCAGAUAGAACACUCUCCGCUUCAGCUUUUAGUCUCGGCAGCAGUAUCCUUAACAAACUUAUUUUGAAUCCCAAAAGCAGACAGCCGUGGGGUAGUGAGUGGCCUUCAAAUAUCAGCAAAUGAUAUUUGGGUGCUUCUGUAGCAGUCGGUUCAGUCGGUUGUGUUUGCUUCUGUACCAUUUACAGCAAUUGUUGCAUGGGAUUGUCUGAUCAUUAUUUUUGCCCAGUGAAUUAAGAAGUCCUUUUGUACAUUGCUCUGUAGGUAAGAGCCACGUUGGCUUUCCGUGGGGGCAGCCAGGCACUCUUGAGAAGCAAAGCAUCCUUCUAGGAGUCUCCCUGCACCUGCUCCCCCACCCCCAAUAUCUCCUGUUGCUUCUCACAGUAAGAACUGUGAAGAGGUUAAACUUACUGCAGCUCCUGCCCAGAUUUUUAUUUCCCCCAGUGCUGCAUUUCGUACUUCGUAAACUCUGGGUUUUGAAGGGGAAGUUAUAACAGCCUCUUAAGCUGAGCCAGCCUGACUUUGGGCUGAAUCCUAGUGAGGAGAAAGAAUAAAAUUGUCUUGGGGAAUGUCCGUUAACCUAUUGAGUGGCUUUACAAUACAUGGUACAAAUCUGUAUAAACUGGACAGCAUUUUAGACUUUCCAUUAAAAAAAACUUUUUUUAAAAAAUGUACAACCUAUCCUGCCAGAUAAACUUAGUGGAAGACAGACAGAUCUGGCAAGGAGGUCACACUAGCCCUCUUCAGGUGCUAUAAAUGCUGAUCCUAGGAGUCUGCUUGAUGGCAAGUUCCUGCCUUGUUUGGUCUUCACUGUUGGGUCUGGAGAGAAGGAUCCUCCUUGUGUUUACUCUCUACACCCAAACAGGAAGCUCUCUUCUUCAAAUGUGGGGCUGAAAUGCAAGAAAAGAAGGGAAGACUAAGUGCUUCUCAGGCAUGUCUGCAGCAUCAGCAUUUAUAGCAUCUCAGUAGGGCUCCUGAGCCUGUCUAGGAAAGAAAAGAUCCAGCUCUGGAAAAAAAAAAACACCUUCUCACCAUGACUCACCCUCCUUUCUCUCGUUGAAUAUAACCAUGGCUCGGUAUGCAUUUUGGGAGGUUGUGGUCCCUUCUGUAGUUGCACUCCUGUGUCGUAAGCAUAGUGUGGGUGGGAUGUGAAAUCUACAGUCCAUCCGCAUCUGACGGGCUACAUGUUCCCUGCCAUUUUCUUUGGCACUGAGGUAUGCCAUGGCUGAGGGGGAGAAAGUGUGUUUCUCAGGUGGGCUCCUGGUGUCAGGAAAAAGCUGGGUUGUAUCUGUGCUGGCCCUCUUAGGCCCAGAUCUGCUGCAAACUAAUGUGUAGCUAACUUUUUCUCUUUCUGUAUUUUCUUGGAGAAUGUUUCUUAUUGACAUUUAAAUGUAAGGUAAAUUGUAUAUACUGUACAUCUAUGUAUUAUGGAUUUUGAAAGUUUGUUAUUCUUGUAUGCUAACUGAUUGCAUGAAAUAUUCUGUAUCUGUGUUAUAUAAAUACCUGUUGUAAUCUUGUAUAGCUAUUUUAAAUCCACUGCAGGUAUUUAGUUAACAAAAUACACUGCAGUGAUUCCAUUAUCACAAAAUAAAUCUAUGAAUUCCACAACAGUGUAGCAUUCCUGGUUUAAAAGUUACACACAGGGAGGCUUGAAAAGCUUUUGCCUCAGAGGAACAGGCCCCCCGUGGAACAUUCUUCUUAAAAGAGAGAGAUUCUAGUUUAAAGAUGGAGCUGAGCAACGGCUGUGUUGAGGGAUUUUCUCUGGGCUGAUCCCGGCCCCGAAACACACAGACACCUGCUUCCAGGUAAAAAAUUAUCCCUGCAGGAAGGUGGUCCUGGUCCAAGCUUACUUUGUGUGUUAUCUUCCUACAGGAAUGUUUGUUAAAAGCUUCCUGCUCCACAAAAGAUUGUCCAGUCACAAGUGUGAUAGUGUAAUCUAGCACCUCUGCACUCUUAUGUUGUUAUUACGUGCCCACACUGCCUAGGUUGAUGGGAGUUGUAGCUGAAACAACAUAUAAGACUAAGUCCAGUGAUGGUCCCAACAGGAAUAAAUCUGUUGAAAUUAGUGGAAUAUGCAUUAACUAAUAGGUUCAAUUAAUUCUAAUAGGUAUACUCUACUUGGGAGUGGGCAGCUUGUGUCAAUAUACAUACC
Pogona vitticeps (central bearded dragon) is the source of this 6251-nucleotide messenger RNA. NCBI's taxonomy places the organism in Eukaryota, Metazoa, Chordata, Lepidosauria, Squamata, Agamidae. The record is from RefSeq and is a predicted model, not a curated record.